AUGCAAACACAUCAAGUAACUUGGAAUCACAUUACUCGAGAGCUGAGUUUUAGAACUUUAAGCUGUUUUAAAUGCAGCUUUGAGAAUUGUAUUCAUUAUGCGAUUGAAAAUAAAGUACCGCCGCUACAGUCUUCAUAUUUAAGUGAGGAAAAUGACAAUGGAAGAGCCACUGCUCGGCCUACAGGAAUAGAAGAAUUUAGUGAAGAUACCUGGGUUACAGCUAUUUUUGAUAAUGAUUGGUAUCCAGGAAUCAUUGAAAAAAUUGAUCGAAACAUUAUGACUGUUAACUUUAUGAUGAAAAAUGGUAAAAGUUUUUUCUGGCCAGAUAUCGCUGAUCGUCAAACUGUGACUACUAGAAAUGGAAUCUUAUGUCAGCUAGUGCAUCCACCUGAACCAGUUUCCAAUAGAUUCUACAAAAUACAAGAAUAUGACUAUAUUGAUAAUUUAUUUAAAUCUUCAGUUUAGAUGUUGUAUGGUAAAGGAAUGAAAUCAAGUGAAUGGUUUCACAAAGCUGAUGUUUCUUUUUUUAUUAUUUCUACAUUUUUUUGGGGCAAAAUGUUAAAAU
Molecule: messenger RNA, 565 nt
Organism: Diabrotica virgifera virgifera (western corn rootworm)
Lineage: Eukaryota; Metazoa; Arthropoda; Insecta; Coleoptera; Chrysomelidae
Exons: 2
Coding region: 1-465 (154 amino acids)
Source: RefSeq, a predicted model, not a curated record